Messenger RNA from Chinchilla lanigera (long-tailed chinchilla), 1769 nucleotides. RefSeq names its product septin 14 (gene Septin14). Bases 212 to 1507 code for a protein of 431 amino acids. The record is from RefSeq and is a predicted model, not a curated record. Gene Ontology annotation, biological process: cytoskeleton-dependent cytokinesis. Gene Ontology annotation, molecular function: GTPase activity; GTP binding; molecular adaptor activity. The transcript is spliced from 10 exons. Gene Ontology annotation, cellular component: cell division site; microtubule cytoskeleton; septin complex. Lineage: Eukaryota; Metazoa; Chordata; Mammalia; Rodentia; Chinchillidae.
AAAAGUAGGGUAGCGUGACCUUCUCGGACAGUUCUGGUAGGAAGUCAGCACAGGGUGCUCUCUGGGCCUCUCCUCCCUUGUUCCCAACUGUUGCAAAGGUUGUGAAUAAGUAAUUCAGUCGCGCUCGUGGGCAGAGGAAGGACGCAAGCUUUGGAGCCUUCAGCUGCAUCCUCUGCGUAGCUGGAACUCUGGACAACUCUUUCAGUCUGGCAUGGAAGAAAGGCCAAUGGCUACGUUCACAAAAACAUCUAACAAUGAAGAUACAGAAAAAAAAGAAAGCAUCCGUUGCUUAACUACUCUUAGCCACUUUGGUUUUGAAUGUUUGCCCUAUCAGCUGGUGACCAAAUCUAUGGAGCAAGGAUUCUCUUUCAAUAUUCUCUGUGUGGGGGAAACUGGAAUUGGAAAGUCAACACUGAUUAACACACUGUUUAACACGAAUCUGAAAGACAGCAGAUCCUCGCAUUUUUAUCCAAAUGUUGGGCUUAGAAUUCAGACAUCCGAUCUUCAGGAAAGCAAUGUUCAGCUGAAACUGACUGUAGUGAAGACAGUGGGGUACGGUGACCAAAUAAACAAAGAAGGCAGCUACCAACCCAUAAUUGACUACAUAGAUGCUCAGUUUGAGGCCUAUCUUCAGGAAGAACUGAAGAUUAAGCGCUCCUUCAAGUAUCAAGACUCUCGUAUCCAUGUGUGCCUCUACUUCAUCUCACCCACAGGACAUUCUCUGAAGUCUCUUGAUCUGCUGACAAUGAAGAGCAUUGACAGAAAGGUGAACAUUAUACCAUUGAUUGCCAAAGCAGAUACAGUUUCUAAAAAUGAUUUGCAGAAGUUCAAGAGUAAGAUAAUGAGUGAAUUGAUCAGCAGUGGCAUCCAGAUAUAUCACUUCCCAACAGACGAUGAAACUGUUGCUCAGAUAAACUCCUCAAUGAAUGCAAUAUUACCUUUUGCUGUGGUAGGGAGUACGGAUGAAGUGAAAGUUGGAAAAAGGGUGGUCAGAGGCCGUCACUACCCUUGGGGAGUUUUGCAAGUGGAAAAUGAAAAUCACUGUGACUUUGUUAAGCUCCGGGAUAUGCUUCUUCGUACCAAUAUGGAAGACCUAAAAGAACAAACCCACAUUCAUCACUAUGAAUGCUAUAGGUACAGAAAACUGAGGAAAAUGGGUUUUACUGAUGUGGGCCCAGACAAUCAGCCUAUUAGUUUUCAAGAGAUAUAUGAAGCCAAAAGACUACAGUUCUAUGAACAAUGUCACAGGGAGGAAGAAGAGUUGAAAAAAAGGUUUAUGCAACAAGUAAAGGAUAGAGAAACAGCAUUUAAAGAUGCUGAAAAAGAGCUACAGGACAAGUUUGAGCACCUUAAAAGGAUUCAACAAGAGGAGAUAAUGAAGCUUGAAGAGGAGAGAAGACAAUUGGAAGAAGAAAUAAUAGAGUUUUGUAAAACAAAGGCUGCCUGUGAGACACUGCAGACUCAGCCAUGCACCAACAUAAAGAAGGACAAAGAUCGCAAGAAGUAGUCUCUUCUUACCCUUCUAUCUAAUGUAGAGCCCCACCAUUCUGUAUCCCAUCUACCUAUGAGAUUGUCUUCAUAGCAUUUAACUCUCAUUGGAGUUCUGAUUUUUAAAACUUGUUUACUGAUUGUAUAUCUUCCUUAACUAAAAUGUUAAAUCCUUAGGAGAAGAUACCUUGUCUAUUUUAUUAACACUGUAACACAGACUAGCACAGAUAUGGCACUCAGUAAAUAUUUUACAAAAUAAAAUAUAUUACAGUAUAAAAAGA